Messenger RNA from Thlaspi arvense, 1954 nucleotides. The record is from the annotation of a GenBank genome assembly. NCBI's taxonomy places the organism in Eukaryota, Viridiplantae, Streptophyta, Magnoliopsida, Brassicales, Brassicaceae.
AUCUUCUUCUGCUUUGUCCUGGGCUUCUUCAUCAAGCCCUAGACCUCUCAGUUUCUCUCGUAUUCUUUUUGGGUUAAACUGUUAAAAGUGAUUAUCUCAUCCCUUUCCCUGUGGAUUACAGCAGAUGGGUAGGUACAACGUUAACACAAUACUCCUCUUUGUGCAAAACAACAAGCAUUCUUAGAUCCAAAACAAAACGGCAAGAAACAGGUUUCUCCACGAACAUGUAAAAGCAAGAGUUUGUUAGCGUCAUUGCAGUAGCAGAAGCUUUUGAAGUCUUCUUAUUUCACCGGCCACCGAAUCACUCUUUGUAAUCCUCACAAAAGCGCAAAUGGCGGAUAAUUCGUGGGACAAAUGUGUAGAAGAAGCAGUGAAUGUGCUUGAAUCCAGGCAACUCCUUCGAUCUUUGAGACCCAUUUCUAUGUCUAAGCAAAACGAUGAAGAAAUUGUGAAAAGCAGAGGUAAUGAAGGAGACGAGUACGAGGUGUUCGACGGUUUGUGUCAAUGGGAUCGGACUUCUGUCGAGGUUUCUGUCUCGAUACCCACAUUUCAGAAAUGGCUUCACGAUGAACCCAGCAACGGAGAAGAGAUUUUUAGUGGAGAUGCAUUAGGUGAGAGUAGAGAAGAGAGGUUCAAGAAGCUGCUUUUGUUCUCUGGGAAUGAUUAUCUGGGUUUGAGCUCUCAUCCUACAAUAUCAAACGCUGCUGCAAACGCAGCCCAAGAAUAUGGUAUGGGACCUAAGGGUUCUGCGUUAAUAUGCGGGUAUACCACUUAUCAUCGUUUGCUGGAGUCUAGUUUGGCGGAACUGAAGAAGAAAGAGGAUUGUCUCGUUUGUCCUACUGGGUUUGCUGCCAAUAUGGCUGCAAUGGUUGCAAUUGGAAGUGUUGCUUCUCUUUUGGCUGCUAGUGGGAAGCCUCUCAAGAGUGAGAAAGUGGCCAUAUUUUCUGAUGCUCUGAAUCAUGCAUCCAUUAUUGAUGGUAUCCGUCUUGCUGAACGACAAGGAAAUGUUGAAGUUUUUGUUUAUCGACACUGUGACAUGCGUCACCUUAGUUCAUUGCUGUCAAGUUGCAAAAUGAAGAGGAAGGUCGUGGUUACUGAUAGCUUAUUUAGCAUGGACGGUGACUUUGCACCGAUGGAAGAACUCGCUCAGCUUCGGAAGAAGCAUGGCUUCCUACUGGUUAUUGAUGAUGCUCAUGGAACAUUUGUUUGUGGAGAAAAUGGUGGUGGCGUGGCCGAGGAAUAUAACUGUGAAGCCGAUGUAGAUUUAUGUGUGGGCACUUUGAGUAAGGCAGCAGGGUGUCAUGGCGGUUUCAUAGCUUGCAGCAAAAAAUGGAAGCAACUGAUCCAAUCAAGAGGUCGCUCAUUCAUUUUUUCAACAGCAAUACCUGUCCCAAUGGCUGCAGCUGCGUAUGCAGCAGUUGUAGUGGCGAGGAAGGAGAGAUGGAGAAGAAAGGCAAUAUGGGAGAGGGUGAAAGAGUUUAAGGCAUUGUCUGGAGUUCAAAUCUCAAGUCCCAUUAUCUCACUUAUUGUAGGCAAUCAAGAGAAAGCCCUCCAAGGGAGCCGGUAUCUACUAAAAUCAGGUUUCCAUGUAAUGGCAAUAAGACCACCCACAGUGCCACCCAAUUCUUGCAGGCUAAGGGUGACACUGAGUGCAGCACACACCACUGAAGAUGUGAAGAAACUCAUCACUGCGCUUUCUUCUUGUUUGGACUUUGACAACACCACUCACAUUCCUUCCUUUCUCUCUCCCAAACUUUAAAACCUUCUUUUUUUCUCAGUUAGUGAUCCCUUGAACUAGAGAUUUUCAUGUGAUUAUUGUGGUAAUCCCUCUCUUCCCAAAUGUGCAAUGAAUUUUAACAUCUAGUUACAUGUGAAAAAAGUAAAAACAUGGUCUCCAAUGAAAAACAAUCAAUCAUUAUGUCCUUGGGCCAAUAAAUUAAAAGCCCAACUGGUA